AUGGUGCCAUUGAACGACGCCGAGCUUAAGGCUAUCUCCAGCGGGGACUUCCCGGCUGAGUCAGGCGUCUACGGCGUCUACAACGACAAGGACGAGCUGCAGUACCUCGGGCUGUCCCGCAAGAUCGACGUGUCGCUCAAGGUCCACGCGGAGGAGCUGCCGGCCGAGGCCGUGAAGGCCAGGGCCAUGCCGCUGCCUGGCGCGUCCAAGGAGGCGCUCCAGGCGGCGUGGAAGGCGUGGAUGCAGGAGCACCUCAACGAGGCCGGCGCCCUGCCUCCUGGCAACAAUCCGGGCGAGAAGCGCUGGCAGAUGCGCGCGAAGAAGCCCGCGCGCCCGGACCUCAAGCUCACGUCCGGCAAGGGCCUCGCGGACCUCAACGUCCCGCUGGAGAAGCUGAUCGACGAGUGCAUCAAGGCGACACCCGUGAUCGCGUUCGUGAAGGGCACGAAGGAGAUGCCGCAAUGCGGGUUCUCGCACCGCAUGAUGCUCACGCUGAACAACCUCGGCGCCGACUACGAGGUCGUGAACGUCCUGGACGAGGUGUACAACCCCGGCGUGAGGGAAGCGAUCAAAGAGUACUCCGCGUGGCCGACGAUCCCGCAGCUGUACAUCCAGGGGGAGUUCGUGGGCGGCGCGGACGUCGUGGACGAGAUGCUCGUGUCGGGCGAGCUCCAGGAGAUGCUCGCGGGCGUCAAGGGGGCCGCGUCGAAGUGA
Pedinophyceae sp. YPF-701 is the source of this 714-nucleotide messenger RNA. The record is from the annotation of a GenBank genome assembly. NCBI's taxonomy places the organism in Eukaryota, Viridiplantae, Chlorophyta, Pedinophyceae.